This is a messenger RNA of Heterostelium album PN500, 3246 nucleotides long. RefSeq lists its product as uncharacterized. Gene Ontology annotation, molecular function: protein binding. The coding region runs from base 1 to 3246 and encodes 1081 amino acids. The record is from RefSeq and is a predicted model, not a curated record. The transcript is spliced from 8 exons. NCBI's taxonomy places the organism in Eukaryota, Evosea, Eumycetozoa, Acytosteliales, Acytosteliaceae.
AUGAAUGAUAUUCAUAAUCAAUAUAUAUCAUUAGCAAUAUCUAUAAAAGCAAAAGAAAUAAAUGAUUCUAAAGCAUUAAAACAAUGUAAAAUUCUAAUAGAUCACUGUGAAGAUCUAAUUUAUGAUUUAGAUAUUGGUAGCAGCAAUCCUAAUAAUAUAGAUAGUUUGAAAACAUUGUUAUUUCAAUUGAAUUGUCAGCUUUUGGAGUGUCAUUAUAACUCGGAAGUGAAAAUAACAAAGUUUAGUAUAAAUCUAUUAGCAACUAUUAAUCAGACAUAUAAAACAAUAAAGAAACAACAAAAUAGUAGUAGUAAUAAUAACAAUACCAGCAAUAUCAAUAAUAAUGUAAACUAUUUAUAUAAUUUUUCGAAUUAUCUAUCUUUUUUAUAUCAAAAAGAUGAAUCUUGUACAAUCAAUGAUAGAGAUAUGAAUGGAUUCAAUUUCUUGAAGGAGGCAGCCGAGCAAGCAUCGAUUUGGCAUCAAAACGAACAAUCAUUGUAUUCUGCCCAUUGUCUAUGUGACUCUUUCUAUUCAUUGGCUGAACAAUACCUUGAAAGUGCACAUGAGUUUUCAAUGUCAAUUGAUAUUUUAAACAAAGUAAAUAUAAUAUUGGAAGAGUUUAAAAUAAAUGUUGAAUUCUAUAAGGAUCGAUAUGAUUUAUUGAUUCAAUCGUAUUGUGGAUUGACAGAGUAUGACAAUGCCAAGCAAUUGUUGUAUCGAUUGGCAGAGCGAGGUAAUUUGGAGGAUCAAUCAGUAGAUCAGCUGAUUGACAAGUAUGACCACCAAUUGGAUCAAAGACAGUUGUUAAAAGCCGAAAGAGAAACUCUGGAAUACUCUUUAGCGUCACAGUCAGAUUCUUUGAAGAGAAUCGAAAUUCAAAUCGAUAUUCUAGAUAUCUUGGAUAGAGAAACCAUUUAUUACGAUAUGAAACUUCAUUGGUUUUCUUUGGUAUUUAAGGAGAUUCAACAACUAAACUAUCUACGUGGUGAAAUCAACUUUAAUCAUUUAUUUCAAUUAUUUUCAGAUUUAUUUAAAAUGAUUAUGAAUGAAAAUCAAAUAUUAAAGGAUAGAAUAUAUCCAAAACUAAUUGAUUUAUGUAAUUUAUAUACAACUAUCAAUAAUCAACCAAAUGAAUAUAUUAUUGAAACAUUUAUAGCAUUAAGUCUUUUAGUAAAAGAUAAAAAUGAGAUUAUAGAUUAUAUAAAUCAAGCAAAACUAAGGUUAAGAAAGGAAAAGGAAGAUUCUCGUGCUAUUCUGAUACUUCACAUUCAGUGUUAUGAUAGAAUCAUAGAUCUGUAUAGUAAUGACAAUUCAAAGGAGAAAGAGAUUCAACAAUACCGAUUAAAGAAAAGGAAGAAGCAGAGACUGUUGGAUCAGCUUGAAGUUAGUAGUAUCGAGGAGAAGACUUCGUCAUUGGAUAUUAUAGACACGCCAUUCUCUGAAGAGCCAACAUUGCCACAACCACAGCAGACUAUAUCAAAGUUGGAUAAGAAGAGUAAUUUAGCCAAUCUGGUGCGGAGGAGGCAAGAGUCGAGACGAGCACAAUCAGCGUUGUUGGAGGAGGAUUCUCUUGGAGAGGAUGCAGCGAAACUGGCAAGACAGGCGGUGUCCAACAGAGAGAUAACUAGGAGAAACAAUGUUGAAUUUUCGAGCAAAUGGGAAGAUACACUCGAUGAGAAUGGCCAAGAAACUGUCAUCAAUAAGAAAACAGGAAAGUCAGAAACUCACAGACAUUUAAAUCAAGAUUAUGUGGAAUCUGACGAGUAUAACCCAGAGGAAUAUGAUGAAAACGGUGAAAAGUUACCUUGUUAUACCGAUGAUGGAUUUGUAGUUCCCGACAGCGAGGAUGAAAACUAUUUUGAUGGUUCGACAAUAAACAAACGAAAGAAAUCCAAGCAGAAAAAUGGGACCAUUCAAAAGAAACAUAAACCUUAUUGCAUCAAUUUAAUUGAAGACAACCAUGAAGAAGAAGUAAAAGUUACAUCUACAGGUAAAUCCUUAACAUUUUAUGAUACAGAACCUCCAACUCAAUUGAUUUCAAUCUAUCAAAAAUAUUUAGAUGUAGUUAAAUCAAAUGGCAACAAAGAGAACAAGAAACUACUAGAGACAUUUAAAUCAUUUGAAAAUAUCACCAACACAUUUAUUACAUUUGGAUCAUAUGCUCUUAGAGAUAAAGAUAGUAGUGAUGCAUUUGAUACAUUAACACUUUCAAAUUCGGUUCAUGAUUUAGAUUUUACUGAAAAUCAAAUAGGUAAAAAAUCUAUUUUAUCUUUAUCAAGUUUUUUAAGGCGUCACAGUUCUUGGUUAACUAAUUUAAAUCUUUCACGAUGUCAAAUAACAACCAAUCUAUUUUCGGAAUUGUAUGGUUUUGAGUUGACAAGUUUAAAGAAAUUAUAUUUAAACAAUAAUAUUUUAUUUGAUCUUAAAUCCUUUGUAAAAUGUCCAAAUUUAAAAGUAAUAAGUUUAGUUGAUUGCCAUCUUACAGAUAAAUCACUUCAUUCAAUUUUAAAGUCGAUCGGGUCAAGUCCUUUAAAGAAAAUAGAUAUCAGUUCAAAUCAACUUCUCACGACAAACGGGAUUAAGUACAUGUUGACCAUUCAAUUAAUUUCAACAUUAUCGCAUUUGACAGUUCGCAAGAUGAGUCAUGUAAUUAGACCAUUGAUUCCGAUUAUUCGGAAAUGUAUUGUACUCAAACAUCUGGAUAUUGGAGACAAUCAAUUCGAUAAAGAUGGAUAUACCGAGUUUAUUAAUCUCGUUGGUCCGAUUGGUGCCAGUUUAGAAAGUAGUUUUGGUGAUGAAGUUCACACAUUACUACUGGAUGACAUCAAAUUCCCAGCGGAGUGUUCUUUCAAUUGGCUAAGUAGGUUGAUGAAGUUACAAAAGUUGGAUCUUUCAAUGAAUGAUAUGGGAUCAAAGUUAAGUGCACUCUCGACAACACUGACCAUCUGUCUAAAGCUAACAACUAUCAGAAUGUCGAGAUCUCAACUCUCGAAGCUUGGUGUUGUCACUCUCCUCUACCGACUACCGUCACAAGUGGAGAAUGUAAAUUUUUCAUUCAAUGAAACGAGCCAACCUGGAAUCUACCAAAGUAAAUACCAAGCUUUCAAUCUUCCAAACUUGAAGUCACUGGAGUUGAAAGGUUGUGGAUUCACCAAACAAGAUCCGCUCAUUGAACAACUCAUCAAACUACAACAACAAAACGAAAAGAACGAUUUGCAAAUAGAUAUUUUAAGUUUAUUACAAUAA